Hydatigera taeniaeformis is the source of this 429-nucleotide messenger RNA. The record is from the annotation of a GenBank genome assembly. Lineage: Eukaryota; Metazoa; Platyhelminthes; Cestoda; Cyclophyllidea; Taeniidae.
AUGGAUAAUGGGGUUUUCGUAAGUGAAGUCUAUCGACGGAGCGCCAGUAGCGGUCGAGGGAGUAGUGAGGAUAGCAGUGCCACCGGUGGGAGCGGUUUUGGUGGCGUUGGUGUUGGUGGUGGUAGCACUGAGGAGUGCCUCUUUAAACAGCCCCUCUGUCAGCCGCUGCCCAAUGGGUGCGCUCUAGAUCGACCGGUAUGUUCCAUUCUCUGUCCACUCUACACGAUUUUAAAACUGUACCGCACAUCUUCAUGUCAUCCAACAAGGUUUCCACGUCAUUCAUUUCUUGUUUACUCGUUCUGGGGUAGAACAAAUUUUUAUUUACUGAUCUCCAAUGGGUGUUUUAAUGCUCCAUUCUCGGCAUUGCAUCUUCGCUUAGCUCUUGAUUGGGGCACGAUUUGCAUUUUCUCUAACUCUAAGAGUUAUUAG